UUAACACGAAAUAAAAUCCAACAACAGCAAUAGCAAAAGGGACACGCGUCAAACACCCAACAACAAAUUUGACACACUCUUCCACUUAACUCUUCGAUUUCCUCUCCCACUUCACUCUCAAUCAAAUUUAAUCUUUAUGUCUAUCCAUUCCGUUAAUUUCCCUUACAAACAUUCACAAACCCUAAAUUUUCAAAAUCACAUCCAAUUAUAAGAAAAUGGUCGACAUACAGCCACCGGAGAGCCACGUAAACGGCGGAGGCGGCAGCGGCGGAGGGCCGGUUGCUGUCACUUCAUCGGAAACAAUUGGUUCCAAACGGCAGCGUAGGCCCAGUGUUCGAUUAGGCGAAAUCGGCGGCGACCAGCUAUACGAAGCGCUUCAUCCACGUCGGACGGGGACUAAUAACAGUAAGCAAUGGAAGCAUUCUCAAGUAUUAUCUGUUGAACAUAAAAAAGAUACUACUAAAGGCUUAAAGACUCGAGCGUUAACAAAUUUAAGUACUACUAGUAGCGGUGGUGGUGAGUUUAUUGAAACCCUAGAUAAUGAUACUAAUAAUAAUAAAGAAGUAAAUUUAGAUACAGUUGCAAUUGGAAGUUGGAGAGUUAAUAUUAAAGAUUCUAAAAAAAGAGUGGCAGCUUCUAAUGUUGGUACUAAAAGAGUAAGAUCCAAUUGGGUUUCAAAGAUGGAUGAUACUGGUGGUGGUAUAAUUAAUAGUAAUGUCGAUGGCGAAGAGAAAUAUAGCGGCGGCGAUGAUGUUGAUGGCGAUGAUGCGUACCGCGAAUUUGAUAUCGAGAAUUCAGAAAGUCCGUUGAAAGAACAAAGCCCUAUGCGUUCUCUUGAGAAUUCAGGGGAUGCGAAUGGGAGAAAUGAGAAGGAUAAGUAUUAUAAGAGGGCGAUUAGCGUUAGAGAUAGGGGUGAUUUUAAUCUUAUUCAUGAUGGGGUUGAAUUUUCUGGUCCAUCGGAUACUGAUGCUAGAGAUUAUAGGAAUAAUGGCAGGUGUGGUGGUGGUGGAGGAGAGGAUGGGGUGAGGAUUUGGUUGAAUGGUAUAGGGUUAGGAAGAUAUGCGCCGGUUUUUGAUGUUCAUGAGGUGGAUGAUGAGGUUUUGCCUAUGUUGACAUUGGAGGAUUUGAAGGAUAUGGGGAUUAAUGCUGUUGGUUCAAGAAGAAAGAUGUUUUGUGCCAUUCAAAAGCUCGGGAAAGGGUUUUCUUGACUAUUUGAGUUUUGUUGAGGUUGUAGUUUUGGUUUACAGCGGCGGAUUAUGUCUCUCAGCCAUGGUAACUAAAGUUCCAUCAUGUCUGAACUUAAAUGAGUUAAUUUGUUUCUAUUUAGUAGUAGCAGUAGUUACAGUUUUUUUAAUGAGUAGGUUAUCCUGGUUAGUCUUUCUCGUUGCACAAUAUGAAUGCAUUUUUAAUUCA
Mercurialis annua (annual mercury) is the source of this 1413-nucleotide messenger RNA. RefSeq lists its product as uncharacterized. Bases 216 to 1208 code for a protein of 330 amino acids. Gene Ontology annotation, molecular function: protein binding. Lineage: Eukaryota; Viridiplantae; Streptophyta; Magnoliopsida; Malpighiales; Euphorbiaceae. The record is from RefSeq and is a predicted model, not a curated record. The transcript has a single exon.